Lemur catta (Ring-tailed lemur) is the source of this 1554-nucleotide messenger RNA. It is a transcript of the gene HSD11B1L, whose product is annotated as hydroxysteroid 11-beta dehydrogenase 1 like. The record is from RefSeq and is a predicted model, not a curated record. The transcript is spliced from 8 exons. The coding region runs from base 179 to 1015 and encodes 278 amino acids. Gene Ontology annotation, molecular function: oxidoreductase activity. Lineage: Eukaryota; Metazoa; Chordata; Mammalia; Primates; Lemuridae. Gene Ontology annotation, cellular component: intracellular membrane-bounded organelle.
GGCCCAACUGGGGGGGGGCGCGGUCCGGGACCGGGCCGGACGCGGCCAGGGCUGGAGGCCUGAGGGCGUUUGUGUGGCGCCCAGGCUGGGCCCCCCCCGCCCCUCUGGUGGGGGAAACUGAGGCCUGAAUGGGCCUGUGCUGCCCACCCUCUCUCCCGCUGCAGGCCCACGAAGGGCCAUGAAGGUGCUGCUCCUCACAGCGCUGGGGGCCCUGUUCUUUGCCUACUAUUGGGACGGCAACUUCGACCCAGCCAGCCUCCAGGGCGCCCGCGUGCUGUUGACGGGGGCCAGUGCGGGUGUGGGUGAGGAGCUGGCGUACCACUAUGCUCACCUGGGCUCAGACCUGGUGCUCACUGCCUACACUGAGGCCCUCCUGCAAAAGGUGGUAGGGAACUGCUGGAAGCUGGGCGCCCCCAAGGUCUUCUACAUCGCGACGGACAUGGCCUCCCCCGAGGCGCCCGAGCACGUGGUGCAGUUUGCCCUGGACAAGCUGGGCGGGCUGGACUACCUCGUGCUGAACCACGUCGGCAGCGCCCCGGCGACACGUGGACUCUUGCAGGUGAACUUGCUGAGUUACGUGCAGCUGACUUCGCGGGCGCUGCCGAGCCUGACGGACAGCAAGGGCUCCCUGGUGGUGGUGUCCUCGCUGCUUGGCCGCGUGCCCACGUCCUUCUCUACACCCUACUCCGCGGCCAAGUUCGCGCUUGACGGCUUCUUCGGCUCCCUGCGGCGCGAGCUGGACGUGCAGGACGUGGACGUGGCCAUCACCAUGUGCGUGCUAGGCCUCCGGGAUCGCGCCCCCGCCACCGAGGGCGUCAGGGGCGUCACCCGAGCCACGGCGUCCCCGGGACCCAGGGCGGCCCUGGCGGUGAUCCGUGGCGGGGCCACGCGCGCCUCUGGAGUCUUCUACCCGUGGCGCUUCUACCUGCUGUGCCUGCUGCGGGGCUGGCUGCCGCGACCGCGGGCCUGGUUCAUCCGCCAGGACCUGAACAUGUCGGCCGCCGCUGCCUCCUGAGCCCGGAGCCCCUCACCUUCCAGAGGGGGGCGCUCCACCCGAGACACAAACACCCUCCAAGAGGGUGGCCGCACCCUGAGAUAGAACCAUCACCACAGAAGCGCAAAACCAGGAAAAUCCGCCAGCACCUGGACAUAGUCUCGGCUCUGCGUGUGACCGCGGCCCAUUGUGUUAGGCCCUUGUCAGGGCCUCGGAAGUCGUCACCGCCGUCUUCGUGGCCGUCAUUGAUGACAUGAUUACUGCUUCCAUUUGCAGACAAGGAGACUGAGGUUCAGACAGGUGACGUGACCUGCCCCAGGUCACGCCACCCCUGGAGCCUUCUCCAUGUCCCAUCUGAACCUGAGUCCUUGAUUUACUCUUCCCACUCAUUAAAUCAGGGAGCAUCCCCCACCCCUGCCCGCUUCCCCCUGCUGGGGUCUCUGGUGCGCUUGACACCCCGAAGUGUACACCUGAUGGAGGAGGAGGAGGACGACGGAAAGAGCAUGUUCUGGACUGGACCCAGCUUCCCAUUUCAUAAUAAAAAUCCUUCUACCCUUGCA